AUGAUCAUCUCAAAGGUCCUGGUGGCCAACCGAGGGGAAGUCGCCCUCCGUAUCAUCGGUACCUGUCGCAAGCUGGGUAUUGCCACUGUUGCGGUGUAUUCAGAGGCAGAUGCCGAUGCUCUGCAUGUGGCAGCAGCAGACGAGGCAGUGUUCAUCGGCCCGCCGCCGGCGAUCGACUCGUAUCUGGUGGUCGAUGCUCUCAUCGACGCUGCUCGGGCAACAAGGUGUGAUGCCGUGCAUCCGGGCUAUGGCUUCCUCUCAGAACGAGCCGAGUUUGCACGGGCGGUGGGCGAGGCUGGCCUGGUCUUUAUCGGCCCAUCGCCUGAAGCGAUGGACGCCAUGGGCUCCAAAAUCGGCGCCAAGAAUCUGCUCACCGCCACCGCCGACGGCGUGCCAGUCAUCCCGGGCUACGCAGGUGCUGAUCAGUCAGUCCCAGCCCUUGUGGCUGCCGCUGCAGACAUUGGUACGCCUCUUCUGGUCAAGGCCUCGGCGGGCGGCGGCGGCAAGGGCAUGCGAGUUGUCCGCGAUCUGGCCGAGCUGGAAGGCGCCAUCGCGUCGGCCAAGGCUGAGGCCGCGGCCUCGUUUGGCGAUGACUCUCUGCUGCUGGAACGGUACUUUGACUCUGUGCGCCACGUCGAGUUCCAGGUCUUUGGCGAUGCCCACGGCAACGUGGUCCAUAUGUUUGAGCGCGAGUGUUCGGUCCAGCGACGGCACCAAAAAGUGGUCGAGGAGGCCCCGUCGCCGGCGCUCGGCCCGCGGCUGCGUGCCGUCAUGGGUGCCGCUGCCAUUGCCAUUGCCCGCGCCGUCGCCUACGUCGGUGCAGGCACCGUGGAGUUUAUCGUCGACGCUUCUCCGCCGCACCUCGGAUUUGAGGAUUCCGAGUCGGACGUGCUGCCUCCGUUCUACUUUCUGGAGAUGAACACCCGGCUCCAAGUCGAGCACGCGGUUACCGAAGCCGUAACUGGCCUAGAUUUGGUUGCGCUUCAGAUUGCCGUCGCCCAAGGCGAGGCGCUGCCCUCGCUUCUUGCGCACUGUCCGUGGGCUGUCGACCAGGAGAGCGCGGACAGGUGCGAGCCGCCACCGCUGGGAGCAGCCAUCGAGGUCCGGGUCUACGCCGAGGACCCGCUCAACAACUUUCUCCCGUGCACCGGCCGCGUCGACCUCUUUGUGCCGCCAACCUCGCCGCCGGGCGUCCGCGUCGACGCCGGCAUUGCCACCGGUCACGCCAUCUCGGUCUUCUACGACCCCAUGGUGGCCAAGCUGACGGUGAGUGGUCGCAACCGGAUGGAAGCCAUUCGCGCCAUGCGGACCGCGCUCGCCCACACCGCGGUGCUCGGGGUGACAACCAACAUCGCGUUUCUCGACGCUAUUGUCGGCCACGCGGCCUUUGCCGCUGGCGAAACGCUCACGUCGUUCAUCCCGACCCACACGCCGGCAGCAGCGCUGGUGGCCGCAGACGCGGCAGCGCGCGCGACCGACACCCCGCGCCUUGCCAUUGCCGCAUUGGUGUACGGAUGGGUGGUGCGGGCGCGGGCACGGGCAUCGCCGUCGGCCCCGCGGCCGCACCUUCUCCGCCAUAUCCCCUCCGGCUGGUGUAAUACUGCCCGUACCCGCACCCAGAAGCAGCUGAUUGCUCUGCCCGGCGGUGGCGCUCCGAUUGCAGCGACAUACCGCGCGGUCCACGAGACGGGCGCGUCCGCACCGGCAACGCUGGCGCCGCAGGCGUUUGAGCUCUCGCUCCCGGGGGCCCUGGUCGGCGCCGACGGCGAGCUGGUCUUUGACGUACUGCUCGGCGAGCUCGACGGCGAUUACCGCAUGCGUCUGGCCAUUGACGGUGCAAGCGCGUGGUACACCUGCCACGCGGGCAUUGCGGCUGAUGCACCCGACGCAGAGGGCAUGCGAGUCUUCGUCCACUCGCCGAGCCUCUCGCCGCAGUCCUCGGGAAUGGGAGUCGAGCUCGUUUCCCGGUUUGCCAGCUCCAAGGGCUACGCCAGCACGGGGUCUGGCAGCAGCAGUGGGCGCGAUCUCACCCCGCGGGCGCCCAUGCCAUGCAAGAUCGUCUCUGUCGGCGUGGCACCAGGCGACACCGUAUUUGCCGGAGACACCCUCGUCGUCAUCGAGUCGAUGAAGAUGCAGACCAAGGUGCUUGCCACUGCCGAAGCCGCCAUCGUUGAUGCCGUGCUUGUCAACCCCGGCCAGCUCGUUGCCGCCGGUGACGUCCUGGUCAUCCUUGUCGACGACGAUGAAUAGCAGAUGAUACACCAUGCCAUGCCGCACUUUGGUGGAGCCAAAGCAGCAGAGCCCUUUGCAUGCGCACGCCAGCAGGACAAACACCACGCCCAGCAUGUCGGUCGAGGAAUCUUCGAUUGCUCCAGUGGGAAAAAACAGAUGCCAGCA
Messenger RNA from Thecamonas trahens ATCC 50062, 2397 nucleotides. Its product is annotated as carbamoyl-phosphate synthase subunit L ATP-binding. The transcript is spliced from 2 exons. The coding region runs from base 1 to 2250 and encodes 749 amino acids. Gene Ontology annotation, molecular function: metal ion binding; ATP binding. Lineage: Eukaryota; Apusomonadida; Apusomonadidae. The record is from RefSeq and is a predicted model, not a curated record.